Messenger RNA from Andrographis paniculata, 883 nucleotides. RefSeq names its product senescence/dehydration-associated protein At4g35985, chloroplastic-like. The record is from RefSeq and is a predicted model, not a curated record. Lineage: Eukaryota; Viridiplantae; Streptophyta; Magnoliopsida; Lamiales; Acanthaceae. The transcript has a single exon. The coding region runs from base 368 to 865 and encodes 165 amino acids. Gene Ontology annotation, cellular component: plasma membrane.
GCUAAAAAUUUCAUGAAUUAAAAUUUUGCUCGAUCUAUAUAAGCAGGCCUUUUCAAUGCUCCAAAAUAAUUCACACAGAUGAAGAACUGAGAAAUUAGCUCAUUAUCCACCCGCAUGCCUCCCCACCAUUUCCUUCUUCCCUAAGUUUCUCCCAAUAAAAAUCAAUUGCACCAUCCGAUCGAACAAUCCUGCAAUUAGGGGAAAAAGUCAGACCUCAAUCAAUUCAAUCGACCGUGGCUUCCCAAAACCCCCAAUUCUCUGUAUCCAGGAGUCGUCCAGACCAAUCCUGAUUCGAAUUCGUCAUUUCUGUCAAACCCUAGAAAAAGCCCCUCCCAAUCUUCGUCGCUCUAUCCGACGAUCGAAAUGAAUGAAUUGGCGGAGAAUCUGUUCCCAGACGCCGAAGAAGAAACGGAGGCGACGAAAGGCAGUGGAGGAAAUGGCCAGAAGUGAGUCGUCGGAGGAAGUGAUUGUGAGAGAUUCUCCGGCUGGAUAUAAAUUAAUUGAAGCAGGGGAUACCAUCGUAGCGGCUCUGGUUCGGAUCGGGGAUGAAAUCCAGUGGCCAAUGGCGAAGGACGAGGCCGCCGUGAAGCUCGACGUUUCGCACUACUUCUUCACUCGUAGGGUUCCGGCGAAAUUAACAGACGGAUUGACGGUCGCCGCGAAGGGGCAGGAAGGAUUGGUGGAGAAAUUGGAUUCUGCGCUGGAGAAAUUCAGUGCGUUUAGGGUUGAGAAGGCGUCGGCGGCGGCUGUGGGGGCGGAGUGGGGAGAAGUAUCUCCGGCGGAGAUGGAUGCGAACAAGGAGGUGGUGGAGAAAGGCGCGGCGGCGUACUGGACGACCGAGGGACUGUCGGCCGCUGAAGUAUAGUAGUAGUAAAUUAUAAAA